UCUUUUCAUUUCAAAUAAGUCAAAAAAAUCUGUGUAUAUUAUUAAUAAUGAAAAUUUGUUUUUUAUUAUUUUUCCUCAGCUUCAUUUUAUUAAUUCAUAAAAAUUUGGCUCUAAAAUGUCGUACGGGCAAUCGUCAAACGAACGAACAAUUUCGAAAAGUGAUGCAAAUUUGUCGACGACGAAAUUCACACAAUGGAAGAAGUGGAGAUUAUUCAAAUUCGGAUUCAGAUUCCAAUGAAUCGGAUUCAAAUGAAGAUUUAUUUGAAAAAAAAAUUUUAUCUGGUAAUAUUAAUCGAAAAAAUAGUCAUUCCAAUAAAAAUGGAUCGAAUUAUCGAGAAAGAUUUGGAAUGAGACAAAAAAGACAUGAUCAAAAAUUAAAUUUUCGAGAAAAUAACAUGGAUCAACGUUUUUAUGGUGAUAAAAAUAAAAUAUUAAAUCGUAAUAGAAAUUCACAAAAUAACACUAGUUAUUUUAAUCAAGAACACGAGAAUCAAAAAUCAGUUUGCGUUAUUCAGUGUUUUUUCAACGAAUUGAAUUUGGUAGAUCAACGUGGAUUUCCGGAAAUGAGCUCCGUUACGGAAAUAAUGACGGAAAAUAUAAUGGAUCCGGAAUUAAGUGAUUUUGUUGAAGAAUCAAUUUACGAGUGUUUUCAAUAUUUGCAAAAUAAUCGAAAUCAAGACAAAUGUAAAUUUUCACAAAAUUUACUCACUUGUCUAUCUGAUAAAGGACGUGAGAGAUGCGACGACUGGAAUGACGAUUAAAUAUUUAAAAAAAAUCUCCCCUGUGCAGUUAAAAACGAAAAAUCGACAAUAAUUUAUAAUAAUUAAAAUAAAAUAAAAAAAAAUUAGAAAAUUUAUCCAUUAUAAUCGAUAUUUUUUCUUAAAUUGUUUAUUAUUUUUUCCUUAUUAUAAUUAAAAGUACUUAAAAACAAUUGAUUUCUAUUUUAUUUCUAUUUAAUUAAUUAUUUUUUAUUUGUUAUGUUAUGAUAAUAAUGAUAAUAAUAGAAAAAGUAAAACAAAUAAUAUUAAAAAGUCCAUUGUGAACACAGCCUAAAAUAAUUCAUCCCUAGCAAUAGUGUCACAUUUCAAACGUUUCGCUCUAC
This is a messenger RNA of Leptopilina boulardi, 1102 nucleotides long. It is a transcript of the gene Obp59a, whose product is annotated as general odorant-binding protein 71. The transcript is spliced from 6 exons. Bases 48 to 761 code for a protein of 237 amino acids. The record is from RefSeq and is a predicted model, not a curated record. Gene Ontology annotation, molecular function: odorant binding. Lineage: Eukaryota; Metazoa; Arthropoda; Insecta; Hymenoptera; Figitidae.